AUGGCUAGUUUAGAAGAACUAAUAGAGGAAUAUAUAUGUCCUGAAAAAGUCAUGUUUACUUAUGGGAAAGAGAAAAAGAUUGAAUUAAUUUAUGAAAAGAAUAAAGAUAAGGAAGAAAAUAAAAUAAGAGAUAAUAUAUUGGAAAAAUUAUUAUUUCUGAUAGAAAAUGAAGAUUAUGAAGAGAAUGAAAAAGGACAUAAAGAAGAGACAUAUAAAGGAUAUGAAAAAAAGUCACAUAGUACAUAUGGAAAUAAUGUUAGAUCUUCAAAUCAUGUUCUUUCAAAGGAUAUAUUUGAUAUGUGUCCAUAUAAAAUAAAGAAGUGGCCUAACAAUAAUUUAAUAAAAAUAAUUAGAAUUUUGAAAAAGUACUAUUUUUGUAGUGAAAAUAUGAAGAGAGGUUCAUCCAUAAAUUUGGUUACACAACUAUUGGAGAGAAUAGACAUCUGUGAUAUGCCACUUGAUUAUUUUGAAACAAUCAUUUAUUUUUUUAUUAAGAAAAUAGAAGAUUGGCAUUGUAUUAAUGGGGUAGUAAAUUUUUUCUUUUUGAUGUUUGAAAAAUAUGAACAUGUUUUGAAAAGAAUUUAUUAUGAUAAUGAAAUAACAGAGUUGUAUAAAAAUUUGUUCAUUUAUAAAAAUAAGGAAAAAAGAACUAAAAAUAAAAAUGAAAAUGAUUUAUAUAUACAUAAUAAUGUUGUAACAAUAGGAGAUAAUAAUAAUAAUGAUGAUAAUAAUAAUAAUAAUCAUUAUGUUGGUGGUUUGAGAACAAUGAAUUGUUUUAAUGACGAAGAAGAGAAUGACAAAAUUGAUGCCCUUAUGGAAAAAGAUAUUUUAUAUGAAAAAUGUGGAGAUAAUGAAAAUUGUUGUGGUUCGGAUGGUAAUUAUGAAGAUGAUAAAUGUUUAAGUUCAUUUGAUGAAUAUGAAAGUGAUUAUGAUGAUAAUAUUUAUGCUGAACCUUCAGAUUAUAAUUCUUCAGAUGAAGAAAAUAACAUACAGGUAAGAAGAAAAAAUAAAGAACAAGAUGAAGGAGAACCAUUAUGUAUUGUAUAUAAUAUUUUGAAAAAAUUAUUUAAACAUAUUCAUGCUCCAAGUUAUUUACAAGGAAUACGAUUAAAUUAUUAUAAAAUAAUUUUAAUAUCCUUAGAAAAAUUUCGCAAUGAAAUCAUUACGGUUCCUAAUUUUAUUAACAAGAUUCAAGUACAAUUAGAAAACGAAUCAGAUCCUCGAAAUAUCUUAGUUUUAUUCGAUAUAAUUUAUCUUUUGUGUAAUGGUUAUAUAUCUCCUUUAGAGACAAGUGAAGAUUUUAUAAGUAUAAACGAAUACCAUUUAUAUGAACAAAGAGAUGAUGAAAUUAUAAAAGUGGUUAAAAAUAAUGAUGAUGAUGGGGAUGUACUUAAAAGUAAUAAUAAUAAUAAUUAUGAUAAUAAUUAUGAUAAUAAUAAUAAUAAUAAUUAUGAUAAUAAUUAUGAUAAUAAUUAUGAUAAUAAUUAUGAUGAAAAGGAUAUAAAUAUAAAAGAUGAAAAGAGGAAAAAAAAAUAUAUAAAUAAUGAGUCCUUAUUUACAUAUGACAAAGAAACUAAUUAUUUAAAAUCCCUUAUCGAUAUAUCAUUUUAUUAUUUCCCUAUAGAAUUUAUUAAUAAUGAUGGUAGGUAUGAUAGUAUUACAGAAGAAAAUUUAGAAGAGUCUUUUUUUAGAUGCCUUUUAUCAAAUAAGAGAUUAGGGUCAUAUGUUAUAAUGAAUAUAUUAGAUCAAUUUUAUAAUUCUGAGAAUGAUGAAAUAAGUGAGAAAAAUUUAAAAAGUAUCUUGAGAGCUUUAGAAGUAUGUGUACCAUAUUAUGGCUGUGAGUGUGCCUCUAAAUUUAUAACAACCGUUGUAGGUUUGAUAGAUUUAGAAUGUGUAGAAAAUAAUUCAACCGAUAAAAUGGUUAGCUAUUUUAUUGAUAUACUUUUAGUAUUUAUUAAUAUAUUAAAUAAAGAACCUAUAUCGACUAAAUAUAAUAUAUUUAAUAUGUAUUUAUCUAGUAUGUUUAAAAAAAUUCAAAAAUAUGUAAUAUUACAUAAGAGUACGUAUGAAAAUAGGACGUAUAAUAUAAAUGAGAUUGUUGAAAUUUUAAAAGGAAAUAGGGAAAUACAUAAAAAUGGUGAUAAUAAUAAAAUAAAUACAAAUGGUGAUAAUAAUGAAAUAGAUGUAAAUUAUGAUAAUAAUAAAAUAAAUACAAAUGGUGAUAAUAAUGAAAUAGAUGUAAAUUAUGAUAAUAAUAAAAUAUAUAUAAAUGAUGAUAAUAAUAAAAUACAUACAAGUGAUGAAUCCAAAAUGGUUGUAGAUAUGAAGGAGGACACUUAUAGAAUUAUUAAUUCAUAUGACUACUCGUCUCAUAAUUCUUCAGAUGAUGACAAUAAUGAUAAUUAUUUUAUAAAUACUAAUGAACAUAAUAAAAAUAAUAUGUAUGGAAGUGAUGAAAGUGAUAAAAACAUUUUUACUAUAAUAAAAGAGAAAAAUGAAAUUGAUAAAAUAAAAGAAAAGAAACAGAAAGAAAAAAAGAAAAAUAAAAUAAAAUUAGAUAAAUUCCCUGUUUUACAAAAAAUAUUAAUAUGUAUAUCAAAAGAAAAUACUUAUAUAUUUCUGUAUAUACUUUAUACAAUAGUAAAACCAAUAUUAAAAGAGUGUUAUUAUUUAAUAUGUUUUUUAACUAGCCAAAAUGAAGUUAUGAAAAAAUACAUGAAGAAAAUAAAUGAUAACAAUAAAAAAAAAAAAAUAAAUAAUAAUAAUAAUAAUAAUAAUAAUAACAGUAACAAUUAUAAUAAUAACAAUUUAUACAGUAAUGAGGAUAAAAAAUUCUUUACUCGUAAUGAAAAAGAAGAAGAAGAAACAAAAUAUAAUAUAAGAAUAAAAAAAUUAUUUAAUAUUUUAACAAGCUAUAUAAAUUUUGUAAACAAUGUUUUAGAAAAUUGUGUUGAAACAUAUAAAGUCAUAAAAUAUAAUAUAUAUUUUUUAAACGAAAUAUAUAUAGUAAGAGAAAUAAUAAGAAUAGGUGGGGAUCUUUUUGUUAAUAAAUAUCAUGAAUGUGGACUAGAACUUUUUAAUAUUCUUAUAAAUUUUAUAUGUAUUCAUAAUAAUGAUAAUGUUUUACAAAAGGAACUAAAUUUUGAUGAUGAUAAUUUAUCUAUAUAUUUAAUUAAUACAAUUAUUUCGUUUUUUUCUAUUGUGGGUUUUAAUAACGACUUAAUCCAAAUAUCUGAGUAUAAAAAAAAAGAGGUAUAUCUUUAUUACAAAUGUUGUAAUAAAUUAUAUAAUCUUAAACCAGAUAACAAUUCUUUUAAUUAUACAGAUAUAUGGAGAGAACAUAUUUUACAAAACUCUUUUAAUUUUAUAGAAGAUAUAAGAAAAAAUAAUGAAGAAAAUGUACUAAAUCAAAAUUGUGAAUUUAAUAAAAAUACAUUAUUAUUUUUUCUUAGUUUAAUAAACAAAAUAAUAAAAUAUAAAUAUAUGCACAUUAAAAAUUAUUUAAAUACUAUGUUGAUAAAUAUGUCUUUAUUCAUAUUAAAGAUAUAUAUAUGUAAGGAGGAACAUAUGGAUAGUUAUAUUAAUUUGUUAAAAAAAUUGUGUCCAAUGGAUAAUAUAACAUAUAUUAUAUUUGUUAUUACGAAUAUAUCAUCUUUUAUAUUAAAUUAUUUUUAUAAGGAUGUGCAAAGGUUUAAGGAGGAUUAUGUAUGUAUAAGAAGUGGUGAUAAGAUAUGUGGUGAUAAUAUAUGUGGUGAUAAUAUAUGUGGUGAUAAUAUAUGUGGUGAUAAGAUAUGUGGUGAUAAUAUAUGUGGUGAUGAUAUAUGUGGUGAUAAUAUAUGUGGUGACAAUAUAUGUGGUGACAAUAUAUGUGGUGAUAAUAUAUAUGGUGACAAUAUAUGUGGUGAUAAUAUAUAUAGUGAUAAUAUAUAUGGUGAUAAUAUAUAUAAUGAUAACAUAUAUAAUGAUAACAUAUAUUGUGAUGAUAAAAAUAAAUGUUUAAGUAAUAUAUAUAUGAUAGAAAAGGAUAAAGAGACAUACAGUGAUUUAUUUGAAUACAUAUACGACAAACAGAAUUAUAAUUACUGUUUAGAUAAGAACAUUUUAAAGGUAGGAUAUAGUUUAAAGUUUCCUAAUUUGUUAUUUGAAAAAAGUAAAAAUGUGGAAGAUGAAGGAUGUAGAAAAGAAGAGGAUUACGAAAAGGAUAUCAAAAAAAACGAUUUUGAAGAAAUAAAGGAUAAUAAUAUUUGUGUUUCUGGAAAUGUAAAAAAUGUACAAGAGGAAGACAAUAACAUUAUUAAAAUUAUAGUUAAUUCAAAUAUGAAUAAUGAUGAGAUUGUUAAUUAUCAUUUUAAUUUUCUUUUAAGUUUAACGUAUUUACAUAUAUAUUAUAGAUAUGUUAAUGUUACAAAUAUAUUAUUUUUAGAAGAUUAUAAUAAAGAUAAGACAAUAUUAUCUCUUGAGAAUAUUCAAAAUGAAAGUGCAUGUAAGAAUAAAAGAGAAAUGUUAUAUGGAAUAUUUAUUUCUAUAAAUAUUAUGGAGAUUAUGGACUUGUGUAUAAAAUAUAUGUAUGAAGAAAGUGUGCUUAACAAAUUUUUAUGUUUAAAAGAAAUGGAGGUAGAGAAAAAUAAAAUGAGAAAAAAUAAAAGGGACAAUGUAAUGGUUGAAAGGGAUUAUAUGAAAAUAAUUGAUGAUAAUAAAGAGAAUAUAUUUUAUUACAGACAAUAUUUGAACAAGAUAAAAGAAUUUAUACAUAUAAAUCAUAUAAAUGAUUUAGAGAUCAUUGAUUUUGAUGAUAUUGGAGAAAUCAUAUCAGAGGAUAAGUACAUUUCAGAAAAAGAUGGAAAUAAUGAUAAGGAUGAAAGUUUGAAUACGAUAAAUAAUAAUUUAUUUAAAUAUGAUGUUUUGAGCUUUAAAAAGAAAAAAUUUACGAAUUUUAAUUUGAUAAUUAAUAGAAAAGAGUUGUUAUAUAUGUUAAAGAUAAUAUUAAGUAUAAAUAUUGUUUAUAAUAAGAUAAAGAAUGAAUGUAAUAUUACAAAAAAUAAUAGACAGGAAAAAUUAUUAUUUUCAUUUUGUAAAUAUAUAUAUUAUAAAUGGAAAGGAAAUAUGAAUUAUCUCUUUAUAUAUUUUGAUAAAAUAAAAAAUAGGAAAAUAUUUUUGGAAAAUUUAAUUGAUCAUUGUUUAUAUAAAGUAGAUGAAUGUGUAAUAAAUUUGGAUCAUGUUAAGGGUGAUAUAUAUUGUGAUACAUUUAAAAAUAUGUAUAAUUUGGAAGAUAAUCAUUUUUAUCUUCAUAAUAAUAUUGUGAUGAACAAAAAGUAUGGGAACCAUCCUAUAUAUUUAUAUAAAUCCUUGAACGUUUUACUAAUAUUUUUUAUUCCUUCAAUGUUAGGUAUAGAUAAUAAUAUAAGUGAACGACAUAUAUAUGACUUGUUACAUUUGUGUAUGUACAUAUAUAUGUUAUAUAUGUAUAAUGUGACCACAAGUUUUAAGAGAAUAAAGGGUUCUUCAAUGUUGAAAGAACAGGUAAAGGAACAAAAAGAAAAGACAGGAGUUGAACGGAGUAACGAGGGUGUUGAGGAGGACGAAUGUGGCGAUGUGUAUGUUACUCAUGGUAAUGAUGAUGGUAAUGAUGAUGAUAAUGAUGAUGGUAAUGAUGAUGAUAAUGAUGAUGGUAAUGAUGAUGAUGAUAAUGAUGAUGGUAAUGAUGAUGAUAAUGAUGAUGGUAAUGAUGAUGGUAAUGAUGAUGAUGGUAAUGAUGAUGAUUAUAAUGAUGAUAAUAAUAAUGAUGAUAAUAAUAAUGAUAAUAAUAAUAAUGAUAAUAAUAAUAAUAAUAAUAAUGAUGAUGAUUUUUAUUAUAGUGAUUGUGACUCCUAUGAUGAUUAUACCAAACGUGAACGUACAUUUAUUUUUAAAAAAUCUUUCUUCUUUAAAAAAAAAAAAAAAGAAAUAAAUAAUAAUAUUAUUAUGAAUAAUGAUGUGUUAAAAAGUUAUGAUUCUUUUAUAAAUUUUUUGAAUGAGAAAAAUAGGAGGAUGCUUUAUUGUAUAGAAAAGGAUGAUAUUAUUCAUAAAAUAAAUUAUGAUGAUAUAAGAAAUGCUCUACAAUUUGUUGAUUUAGAUCUAUACGAAAAUAUAUAUCAUUGUGCUUUACAAGUCCUGUCUAUAAUAAUAUAUAAUAAAUUAUAUAAAAUGGAACAACUUAAUUAUGUAUAUAUUCAUAUGAAUAUAAUAAAAUAUUGUACAUUAAGAUUAAAGGAUAGUAUAAUAUUUAAGAUUGUCAUUGAUCAUUUUACAAAUAUAUAUCAAGCACUUGUAAAUAAUAAUUUAAAAAAAAAAAAAAUAAAUAUCUUUUUAUCAAUAGAUUCAUUUUUAAAAUUUAUUAGUAACACAUUUAAUUUUACAUUUUAUGAGGAUGAAAAAAUUCAAAGAAAAAUUAUGAACAGCUGUGAUUAUGAUAUUAUGAAUAUACAUGUGCAAGCUCUUUUUUUCCUUUUCGAUAAUUUAUAUUGUAAGAAAGAAAUCAUUCACGAUAAAACAAAAUAUGAUUUAUAUCUAACACAUGAUUAUUACAGUGAUAAGAUUGAUUAUAAAAGAAAUUGUUCUAAUAUAAAUGUUCAUAUAUUAGAUAAUAUAUAUACAAAUAAAAUCAUUGAUGAAAAAACUGAAGAUUGUAAUAAGAAAAUAAAUUUUAGUUGGAAAUAUUUAAAAAAAAUAAAUAUUAAUAUAUAUAAUUCUGUUAUAAUUAAAUUAAUAAAUAUACAAUCAUUAUUUGAUGUACAUAAAGACAAGUGUUCUAGGUCUUCCUAUGAAGAGACGAGCGAUUUUUAUUUUAUGUGUCAUUUUUUUAUUUCCAUAUUUCAGAUGUUUUCUUUAUUUUAUGAUUUAAGUUUAUAUCAUAUGAACAAACAGGAGGAAAAGUUAAAAAAAAAAAAAAAAAGUAGACAAUAUGAUAUAUCAAAUGAUAUAUAUGACGAAGAAAAUAUCGAAAGUAUAUACAGAAAUAUGACUAACAAACAAGAUAAGCAUGUAUUAAUUAUAUUUUAUUAUACCUAUAUAUCACAUAUAUACAAUACCUUAUUUCCAAACGUACAUAAUAUAGAUACCAAUACAUUAUUUUAUAAUAAUAAUUUUAAUAGUAUAUAUUUUCGACAACACGAUGAUUUUAUGAAUACUUACAAAAACUUUUUAAUUCUUUUUCUUUAUCAUAUGUACAAUUAUUUAUACUUUAUCGACAUAACAAAUAAAUUUAUAACAAUAACUCGGUAUUUUUUCUUAAUUAAUAAAUUUAAUAUUUCCUUUGAGAGUUCUUUAUCGUAUGAUUUAAUUCGAAAUAAAAAGGAGGUCGUUGAAUUUGUUGAGAAAAAUGUAGAUAAUGUGUGUGGUGGUUAUAAUAAAAAGGACAAGGAUAAUGAAGCUAAAUGUGAUGCUAAAUGUGAUGACAAAUAUGAUGACAAAUAUGAUGACAAACAUGAUGACAAAUAUGACGAUAAAUAUAAUAUAAUAAUAAGAAAAAAAGAACUUGUUAUUUCAAACAACCAACAGAAUGUAGAUAGCUAUAAAAAUAAUAAAAUAAAUUUCAUACAUGGUGUAAACAAAAUAAAAGAUAAUUCGUCUAUAUUAUAUAAUGUAAAAUUUAAAAGAAAACAAGAAAAAAAUAAAUUUAAUUGUAAAUACCUUACUUUAAUUAACUUGAAAUUAAUACUGUUAUCAAAUAUGUCCAUCCAAGAUAUUGUAGAUAAGAAUUACUAUUCGAUCUUAGAAAUAUGUAUAUUAAAAGGAAUUAAUAAAGUUGCUAAUUUUUUUAUUAAUAAGAAAGAAUAUUUGAGAAAUAAUAGAAAGUAUAUUACACAAGUUUUAAGAUAUAACAAUGAUAUGGUAAGGGAUAUAUUUACACGUGACUACAAAAAAAAAAAUAGAAAAAUAAAAGGAAAAAGAGAACACAAAAAUAUUCAAGAAAAUAAAAAAAAUGGAUUAUUAUAUGAAGAAAAUUUAGAAAAUGAAAAAAAUGAAUCCAUAAUUCAAAAUAUGACAUAUGAUCAAAUCUUACCAUCAUAUUGUGAAUAUAAAAAAUUAAUAAUAAGGAAAAUUAUUUCUAUGAACUUUAUUUUGUGUUUACGAUUAUUAUAUUUAAUUAUUAAUACUCUAAAUUAUUUUUUAAAAUAUGAGAAUAAAAUAUAUCAUAAGGAACAAAAUGAAGAAAGUGUAAAAAUGUUAAAGAAAAAUAUUUAUUUCUUAUUGUCUUAUAAAAGCAUAAUUAUGAAAAAUGUUAUUAAAAUGCUUGUUUCUGUACCUCUAGGUUUAAUAAGAUAUUUAUGUGUGUGUGUCUUAUAUAUUAUAUCUUUUUUUAACUACCAUUCAUUUCUUUCUUACGAAACGAUUCAAGAU
Plasmodium reichenowi is the source of this 8379-nucleotide messenger RNA. Its product is annotated as putative membrane protein. The transcript has a single exon. Lineage: Eukaryota; Apicomplexa; Aconoidasida; Haemosporida; Plasmodiidae. The annotation marks the transcript as partial. The record is from RefSeq and is a predicted model, not a curated record. Gene Ontology annotation, biological process: protein-containing complex assembly; mitochondrial protein processing. Gene Ontology annotation, cellular component: m-AAA complex.